Molecule: messenger RNA, 5037 nt
Organism: Nilaparvata lugens (brown planthopper)
Lineage: Eukaryota; Metazoa; Arthropoda; Insecta; Hemiptera; Delphacidae
Product: delta(24)-sterol reductase
Exons: 15
Coding region: 3151-4650 (499 amino acids)
Biological process (GO): steroid metabolic process
Cellular component (GO): cytoplasm; membrane
Molecular function (GO): FAD binding; Delta24(24-1) sterol reductase activity
Source: RefSeq, a predicted model, not a curated record
AGUGAGCCUCUCCUCUAUGGACUUGUUAUAUUUUUCGUUUUGCACGUUGCACAAUGUCAGAGAAUUCAAAUAAUACAGUUGCAGAUGCAGAUGCAUGUACUAAAAAGGACAGUAGUGAUUCAAAUGUUACUCCUAUUCCAUUUAGUGAUUUGUCAACUUUUGUGUUGAAGAGAAUAUUAUCUGAAAACAGCCAGAAAAAGACUAUUAUAGCUGAAGGAAGUUUUAGUGAUCAGGAAGGUGCUGCCAUACUUUUCCUAGAAAAGACGCCAUUCAAUGAAGAGCUUUUGAAAUGCCUAUGUUCAACUGAAUCAACUUUAGAAGAACAACUCUGUAAUGAUAUCUACAGAUUUUACACAUGUCAUCCUGAGCUGAAAUAUGGAGGCUUCAAGGCUACCAUAAUAUUCCCAGCUACCGAAAAGCAUAUUAAAAAGUAUGAAAUUCAACCAUUGCAUUUGAUUGAAGAGACUUCGAAAUUAUAUUAUGAAGUAACACUACCCCAUAUAACUGCUGAGUCUUUCAAUAUUCAGUGGGUGUACAAUAUUCUCACACAUAAACAAGAACAAGACAGUAUUGUAUUUGAAGAUCCAGAUCCUAAUGUAGGGUUUGUUUUAAUACCGGACCUAAAAUGGGACAAGAAUCAAAUAAGCAAUCUGUACCUGUUGGCAAUAAUACAUCGCCACAACAUUAAAUCUUUGCGAGAUUUGACUGAUGAACAUCUUCCUUUAUUGAGGAACAUACAGGAGAAAGGCACGAAAGCUAUUGAAGAGAAGUAUGGUGUACAUAGGUCAAGAUUGAGGAUAUACUUCCAUUAUCGACCCUCGUAUUAUCAUUUACAUGUACACUUCACACAUAUCCAGUUUGAAGCACCAGGAAUUCAUACAGAGAAAUCUCAUUUGUUGAGCACAGUGAUGUGUAAUAUAGAAAUGAAUUCGAAAUAUUAUCAAUCAUGUAUGCUGCCAUUGGUGAUGAAGGAAUCUGAGAAGCUGUUCCUUCUUUUCAAGGAUCUUGGUUUAGUGAAAGAAUCAGAAGCAACGGAACAGCGUAAACAGGACGUGUCAGAGGAAUCUGCAGAAUAAUGAUUGUGUUAAUAGAAGUGAACUGGCGACUCAAUGCCUGUCAAGUUUUCAUCUUGCUAAAAGAAAGAGGCACCAACAAUUGUACACACUUAUCUGUAACUCCUGUUAGUUUUGAGUUUUCAGUUGGCAACAAAAGUUUUAAAAUUGAGCCUGCUCUAAUCUUUCUAAAACCGCAAACAUUGUCUGGGUUUAUAGGUGAAAGCAACAAUUAUUCGUUUCGUGUUAACAUCAUCACAAAGAAAGAUUUCAAAUCGAGUGAGAAUAGAGCUGUAAGUUACAGUCCAAAACUGAUUGAAUCAAAAUUCACUGAUUUAACCUGUGCAAAUUGCGGAUGUGUGGUUUGUAGCAGCAUUUCGUUCAAACGUAUCCUGCCUCUUCCCUCUGAAGGCUGUGAUAUUUCCGAUUUCUUUUGUCACAAUCACGGAAAUGAACUCAAUACUGCUCUAGAUAAGUUGACCAAUAUUUCUAAGGAUGACUGUUUGUAUGGAUUAUAUUACUUCAAAAUUAAUUCAGACUAUGUGAAAUAUACAAAGUGCGGCGUUAUUUAUUGUCAAAGGUGUUUGGAAUGGCUGGGAACAAAGUGUGAUAGGUCUGUUAAGCUGUGGAACUGUUCUAUCGAUUUUUCCGAUUGCGAUAAGGGACAGAAGAAAAAGCCUUGGCUUGACUUUUACGAAACAGUUUUGUUAAUUGCAAACACAUGUGUCCGGCCUUUGUGCAAAGUGGUUGUGCGCUGUCAAGUCACCGAUACUUCAACGCAGCACCUAUUGCUCUGGGUGAUGGACAAAAACCUCAACAUACUUCUCAACAAAGGCAACGGAAGCAGUCUUAUAGAAAUGAAAGUUAUCAAGGUUCUUUACUUAUUUGUUAAAGAAGAAACUGAACUAGUUGAAUCGUGGCAGAACGAUCCUUGCACUGAGUCAAUUGAAGUGGCUAAGCAGAUGCUCAGUGAUGCAAUUCUAUCACUUCAACUAUCAUCAAGGAUUAUCCCACAAUCAUUGAAUAAAACUAAUAACAUGCAUAUUGGAUACUUAGGGAUUCCGUUAGAUAUGUUUAAACUUGAUGCUAUACUUCUAAAGGAAUAAAAAUAAGUUUUCACUCAUAGCAACGCUUAAUAUGUUUGCUAACCUCAUUUUAUAACAGAUUGUAAUUCCUAGUGUUGAAAUUACUAAGAAGUGUUGAAAAUGUUAUCAUUAGUAGAUUUAUUGAAAUAACAGUUUAUAAUGGAUCAGACUUUAGUUAAAUUCGCUCUCAGCAAAAUAUAAUUUGUUGGAAUCUAUUUCUAAUUGCUUUUAGAAUAAAUAACUAUCACGUGAAUGUAGCCUUUACCAAGUAAUUUUUCAACAAAACAAUUUUUUAUAGAAAUAGCAUUUGAUUAUGAAAUUUCGCAAUUACAAUUAUGUGACAUUGAUAGUAGCGUAUCCCAAUAUAUAUUCGAUUAUGUUCUUCACUAAGUUAUCUUUGAAACAUAAUAGGUUUUCAGUGUCAAUCUUUCAAAAUCCUUGAAGCAAAUUUCCUUGUUACAAUGAAUUAUUUGUUCAAUGUCAAGUUUAAAAUCUUGAUCAGAUGUGCGUUAAGUGAGAUUGUGCUCACUCUGACAUUUUUUACCAACUCAAUUCAUAGCCUAGUAUUUUACAAGAUUUUAAUAAUUGGUAGUCAAGUUGAUUGAAAAUGAUCAGUCAAGUAGAAUGAUUGAAAAUGGUAUGUAUAAAUUUUUGACUGCAAACGUUUGAGUUGGAAUGAAGCGAAAUAUAGCCUUAUUUUAUACUGUGUUAGAUAUUAAAUCUACAAUGUAAAUUAGGGAACCUGUUUUGGGCAAGGCGUGUCGCUUUUCCAUCGUUCAAUAUUGUCCUACUGUGUCUAUCAUUAGAUAAACGAGGAUCAUGCUUUUGCUCUCAACAAAGAAAAUUUUCUACUAUUUUAUCGUUCAAUAUUACUUGAAGUACGGUACUUCUGCCAUCCAUUAAAUUUUAAUUAUUAUUGAAAAUGCUUUGAGUUGAAUCAUCAAUGAUAAGAUAACGCUAUUGACAGCUAACGUACUCAAGACUUUUUUCAUCUCAGCUCUAUCAAAACUAAAAUGAGUUUGGAGGAAACUGUAGAAUAUAUUCUACACCAUUAUCGAUGGAUUUUUGUCUGUUUCUUCCUACUUCCUUGUUCAUUUUUAUAUGACAUAUACAUAAUAUUACGAAAUUGGAUUUGUUUUUGGUUUAAGAACGCAUCUAUCGAGCAUAACUAUAAAGUGCACCAUGUUCAGAAACAGGUUAAAGAAUGGAUCAAAUCAGGUCAAAAAAUGCCAAUGUGCACUGCACGUCCCGGUUGGAAAUCUACUACAUUGCAAGAUCCUCAAUAUAAAGAUAAAUUCUACAAUAUUGAAGUAGAAAUGUCUGAUAUCAUAAUGAUCAAUGAAAAAAAGAAGACAAUUGCUGUUGAGCCAUCAGUCAACAUCGGACAAAUAAGUGCUCAUCUAAUUCCUGUUGGCUGGACUCUGCCUAUCAUACCAGAGUUGGAGAGUCUGACUGUUGGUGGAUUGGUGAAUGGCCAAGGUGUGGAAUCUUCUUCACACAAGUAUGGCUUAUUCCAACACAUUUGCAUAUCCUUUGAGAUAGUUGUAGCGGAUGGAAGUGUCUUGAAAUGUUCAAAGGAAGAGAAUACUGAUUUGUUCUUUGCAAUACCGUGGUCAUAUGGAACUCUGGGUUUUUUAACAGCUGUGGAACUUCAGAUUAUUCCUUGUAAGAGAUUCGUUGAACUCACUUAUCAGCCCGUUUAUUCCUUGGGCGAAGCUGUGGAUUUAUUUGAGAAGGAAAUAAAACGGAAGACUGGAAAUGAGUUUGUUGAAGGAAUAAUGUUUUCAAAAGAAACAGGCGUUAUAAUGACAGGACAUUUGGUCGACUCUCCAAAGAAAACAACCAAUGCAAUUGGAAGAUGGUAUAAGCAAUGGUUUUACAAACAUGUUGAGUCUUUCUUUGAAACUGGGAAAUCGAUUGAAUACAUACCUCUCAGAGACUACUAUCAUCGACAUACUAGAUCUUUGUUCUGGACAAUUGAGGAGAUUAUCCCAUUUGGAAAUCAUUGGAUUUUUAGGUGGAUUUUCGGUUGGAUGACACCACCUAAAAUAUCUUUUCUGAAGUUGACUCAAACUGGAAUAAUAAAAAAGUUGUAUCUCAAGACUCAAGUAUUUGAUGAUACUUUGGUUCCACUUUCAACUACAAAAGAUAUGAUUUCUUUUUAUGAUGAAGCUUACAAUGUGUAUCCUUUAUGGUUGUGUCCUUUUAAACUGACAAAUGAGCCAGGAUUCGUUCACUCUCACUCAAAUGAGGAUGAAUAUUUUGUUGAUAUUGGAAUCUAUGGUAGAAUCAAUUCCAAAAGUUUCAAUGGCAUCAAAACUCACAUUGAACAUUUUCAAGUACUUAAAAAGAGUAAAAGUUACGAAAUGCUGUAUGCGGGAACAUUUGCAACCAGGGAGGAAUUCAGAGAGAUGUUUGAUCAUACACUUUAUGAUAGAAUGAGAAAAAAGUUCAAUUGUGAAAUGGCGUUCCCCGAAAUUUACGACAAAGUAAAUAAGGAUGCCAGAAAUUGAUCACCUAAAAUUCAAAUAAUAUAACAGCCAUUUGAGAUAUCUAUUAAAAUAAAGUUAAUUCUCCCUUUUUGUUUUAAUGAAUUUAUCUACAUUUUAUUCAAUUCCUAUUGUAAUGACUGUCACACAUUUCAAAAUAGGCGCUCAUACCCAUUAUUGAUAAUAAAUUAUAAAUGAAUAAAUUAUAAUUAAAUAAAUCUGUUUCAAAUUUAGAAAUAAUGUUUCUGUUUAAAUUUAGAAAUAAUACAUUAUUAUUAUAUCAUCUUUUAUGAACCUAAGAGAUGGACAUAAGAAGAGGAACAGACAUGGAAUUUAGAGGUUAGGGCAAGGAGAAAAAUACGUUUGAUUUUAGAUGUACAUGUUGUGGACGUUUGCUUCGAGAAUAAAUCA